AUGGGUGACUGGAGCUUCCUGGGGAACAUCUUGGAGGAGGUGAACGAGCACUCCACCGUCAUUGGCAGAGUUUGGCUCACGGUCCUUUUCAUCUUCCGCAUCCUCAUCCUGGGCACGGCAGCCGAGUUUGUGUGGGGCGAUGAGCAGUCUGAUUUCGUGUGCAACACCCAGCAGCCAGGUUGCGAGAACGUCUGCUACGAUGAGGCUUUUCCCAUCUCUCACAUCCGCCUCUGGGUCCUGCAGAUCAUCUUCGUCUCCACCCCAUCGCUGAUGUACGUGGGACACGCGGUACAUCACGUCCGCAUGGAGGAGAAGCGGAAGGACCGCGAAGCCGAGGAGCUGUGUCAGCAGUCCCACAGCAACGGGGGUGAAAGGGUACCAAUCGCUCCGGACCAGGCCAGCAUCAGGAAGAGCAGCAGCAGUAGCAAGUGCACCAAGAAGUUCCGGCUGGAGGGCACACUGCUAAGGACCUAUGUCUGCCACAUCAUCUUCAAGACCCUCUUUGAGGUGGGCUUCAUCGUUGGCCACUACUUCCUGUAUGGUUUCCGCAUCCUGCCCCUCUAUCGCUGCAGCCGGUGGCCCUGCCCCAAUGUGGUGGACUGCUUUGUGUCCCGGCCUACUGAGAAAACCAUCUUCAUCCUGUUCAUGCUGUCCGUUGCUUUUGUGUCCCUCUUCCUCAACGUCAUGGAGAUGAGCCACCUGGGCAUGAAGGGAAUCCGGUCUGCCUUCAAGAGGCCUGUGGAGCAGCCACUGGGGGAGAUCCCCGAGAAGUCCCUCCACUCCAUCGCAGUGUCCUCCAUCCAGAAAGCCAAGGGCUACCAGCUUCUAGAAGAAGAGAAGAUCGUGUCCCACUAUUUCCCUCUGACUGAGGUUGGAAUGGUGGAGACCAGCCCACUUUCAGCUAAGCCUUUCGGUCAGUUUGAGGAGAAGAUUGGCGCGGGACCCCUGGCAGAUAUGUCACGGGGUUACCAAGAAACCCUGCCUUCUUAUGCUCAGGUGGGGGCCCCAGAAGUCGAGGGGGAAGAGCAGCCUGUAGAGGAGGCCGUGGAACCCGAAGUGGGAGAGAAGAAGCAGGAAGCAGAGAAGGUGACCCCAGAAGGGCCAGAUGGGGAGAAAGCAGAGACCCCUGGAGUAGGAAAGGACGGGGAGAAAGAAGACCUGCAAGUUGAAAAAGUAACCAAGCAAGGUCUGACUGCUGAGAAGGCCCCUGGGCUCUGUCCGGAGCUGACGACCGAUGACAACAGGCCCCUGAGCAGGCUGAGCAAAGCCAGCAGCAGGGCCAGGUCAGACGAUCUCACCGUAUGAAGUGGUGCUGCAGAAAGACAUCUCACCUCCUGCUAAUACAGACCAAGAUAAAAUCAGCUCAUGCCAACACACUUGGAGCCUUCGGUGUCCUUGGGGCCACCC
This is a messenger RNA of Microtus oregoni (creeping vole), 1407 nucleotides long. RefSeq names its product gap junction protein alpha 8 (gene Gja8). The transcript has a single exon. The coding region runs from base 1 to 1305 and encodes 434 amino acids. Gene Ontology annotation, biological process: cell communication. The record is from RefSeq and is a predicted model, not a curated record. Gene Ontology annotation, cellular component: connexin complex. NCBI's taxonomy places the organism in Eukaryota, Metazoa, Chordata, Mammalia, Rodentia, Cricetidae.